Molecule: messenger RNA, 933 nt
Organism: Blepharisma stoltei
Lineage: Eukaryota; Ciliophora; Heterotrichea; Heterotrichida; Blepharismidae
Source: the annotation of a GenBank genome assembly
AUGUCGGAGACCAAAAGUCUUAAUUGUUAUGAUGCACUCUCAAAUGAUAGCUCAGCACUCUUCAAUUCAAUAAAUAGCAGCACAGAGCUUAGUGCAUCCCAUCCAUCAGACGAAAUCUCAGCUUCUGGCUGCUGCUUUUCAUCUUUUUCCUACAAUGAAAAUUUCGAUCCAAACACAAAAAAGGCAGGAAGAAGAACUGGUGACGACACCAUAAUUCUGAGUCUUUUUUCUAGAGAGAAAAAUAAUAGGCCACCUAAAAAGGAAUAUCUGAGAUGCCAACUUAUCAGAGGCCACAAGCGAAUGAUAAGAAAUUUAGGAAGUGACAUAAUCCCAAGGAAAACUUUAUAACAAAUUAAAUAAAUAAAAAAAAAAAUAUCUGAUAGGCUAAAAAUAAUUUUUUUUAAAAUUAUAUCAUAAUUUAUGUUUAAUUAUAUUUGUAUUGGUAUAAAUAAAGCAAAAAUCUGCAGAGAAAUCUUUGAAACUUAUAACAAGCUGAAAAUUUGCUAUGAAAAAAAUAAAGAAGUGCUAAACAGAGCUUGCCAAACAAUAAAUGGGCCUAAAACAGAUGGACAAGCCAAGAGACAGAAAAUUAAAGAAGAUCGUGAUAUAAGUCGAAGCUAUAAUAAUAAGUACUGCAAGUCAUAUUUUGAGUCCUCUGAGGUGAGAGAAAGCUAUCAGCUAUAUAUAGAUUAUUUAUUUGCAAAUGCUGGCCCUAGCGAGCUUUCAAAGAAAUUCAAGUUUUCUUGCUGCAAGUCAGAAAAGCAUAAUGAUGAGUGUAUAAUAAAAUGAAAUAUCCUGAGACAUUAUGUGAGCUUAAAAAUGAUCCAAGAUUUAGGAGUUCGACCGUGGCAGUAUUGCGAUGUGACAGUUGUCAACCAAGAAGAGGAAGGUAUUAGUCAAGAAAAUUUGAAAAUAAGCAUCUUGACUGAUUAG